Molecule: messenger RNA, 272 nt
Organism: Acanthoscelides obtectus
Lineage: Eukaryota; Metazoa; Arthropoda; Insecta; Coleoptera; Chrysomelidae
Source: the annotation of a GenBank genome assembly
GCAUUUGAAGCAACAAAACAAUACUCUGGUUUUGGAGAUGAAAAAGUUUUUUUUUCUUCUAAAGCAGAAUCACUCAAGCGGAUGAGACUGGAUAAAUCGGGAAGUUAUCACACAGAAGAGAUUUUGUACUCUCAAUCUUUGACAGCAGGUACUGCGUCUGAAGAUCUAUUUAAAUUAAUAUCAAAUUUUGUUGAAAAAAUGAUUUGGAUUGGAAGAAACUCAUUGGACUGUGCACAGAUGGCGCACCUGCAAUGAUAGGUGUAUGAUCAGGC